Messenger RNA from Rhododendron vialii, 2283 nucleotides. RefSeq lists its product as uncharacterized. NCBI's taxonomy places the organism in Eukaryota, Viridiplantae, Streptophyta, Magnoliopsida, Ericales, Ericaceae. Bases 1 to 2283 code for a protein of 760 amino acids. The transcript has 6 exons. The record is from RefSeq and is a predicted model, not a curated record. Gene Ontology annotation, molecular function: RNA-DNA hybrid ribonuclease activity; nucleic acid binding.
AUGUACUUAUCCCUCUUCAAGGAGCUCAAAAUCCCAGAGUCAUGCCUUCUCCCAGCAGAAGUUCCCUUAAUUGGAUUCAAUGGAACUCCCGUUUGGCCUCUCGGUAGGAUCACCCUCCUCGUGGUUACAGGCUCGGUUGCUUCUAAUCUGGAGUUCGUCGUCGUGGACGCUCCGAGUCCGUACAACGCAAUCCUCGGCCGAAAUUGGCUCCAUUCGAUAAAAGCCGUCGCCUCAACCUACCACCAGCUGGUUAGAUACAUCGGCGCUCACGGCAGACAAGAAGAUCUAUUGGGAGAUCAAUUACAGGCCAGACAAUGCUACAUAUCCGCCGUCGGAAAGACACUAAGCUCCAAACGAGUACAUUGGGUUGAAGUCCCAAACAAACUAGUUCUCGAGGACGUCGGAUCUUUUCCUGAAGAAAAAUCCAUUGAAGACCUUAUCAAAUUCCCACUCAAUGAGGAUGCAUCACGGCAUCGACCCGAAGCUCAUCCAGCACUCACUCAACGUUUCAAAAUCGGCAAAGCCAGUGAUUCAAAAGCCUCGACGAUCCGCAACUAUUCAUGCCGAAGCAGUAAACGAGAAGUGGACAAACUCCUCGAGGCGGGUGCCAUCAAAGAAGUGCAAUAUCCCACUUGGCUUGCGAACCCUGUGGUGGACUGCCUACCCCUUCCAAAGAUAGAUCAAUUAGUAGAUGCAACAGCGGGUCACGCUCGGCUCAGUUUUUUGGAUGCCUACAGAGGUUACCACCAGAUAGCCAUGAACCCCGACGACAUGGAAAAGACGGCAUUUAUCACCCCCAGGGGCCUUUUUUGCUACCUUGUUAUGCCGUUCGGUCUAAAGAACGCGGGGGCCACAUUUCAAAGAAUGAUAUACCUAUUGUUCGGAAUGCUCAUCGGAGAGAUCAUGGAAGCCUAUAUUGACGAUAUGGUCGUCAAGAGUCUCAAAGCCGAGAACCACCUCUCUCACCUUGCCGAAGUCUUUGCAAUACUGAAGAAGUACAAGUUACGACUGAACGCCGACAAAUGCGCCUUCGGAGUUAGUUCCUGGAAGUUCCUCGGUUAUCUCGUCACUCGGCGUGGCAUUGAACCAGAUCUCCGCAAUUCAGAGCACCCUAUCGUAGUCCUCACUGAGUUUCCACUAAAAAACCUUCUAAGGAAGGCCGAUCUAUCAAGCCGAGUAUCUCAGUGGGCGGUCGAAUUAGCAAAUUUUGAUAUUCAUUUUGAGCCUCGAACAACAAUCAAGGCCCAAGUAUUGGCAGACUUCAUUGCUGAAUUCACCCCUGGAAGCCCAGACGAAAAAGCAUUGGUUAAGCCUAAUUAUGGAAUGCUGGAACAACAAGAGGCUCGGAAAACCAACGGUGCGGGUGCAGGGGUUGUCCUUGUAAACCUUUGUGGCGUCCUUCAUGAAACUGCUAUCAUAAUCAACUUCCCAGCCACAAACAAUGAAGCUAAAUAUGAAGCACUGCUAGCUGGGCUCCGAGCCGCAACAAGUUUACAGGUUGAAGACCUACACGUUUUCUGUGACUCUCAACUGAUCGUUAACCAAGUAACAGAGGAUUAUGAAGCUCGGGACCCAAGGAUGCUAACGUAUCAGGCUACGGCUCUUGAGCUAAUACGAGGGUUCAAGAGAUUCCACAUUGAGCAGAUCAACAGAGAGAACAACGCUCAUGCCGAUGCUGUGGCAAGUUUAGCCUCGGCAAGCAAAGUAUUUGAAUAUAGACACAUUAGCCUCGGCGAGAUCCACAAGCCAAGCUUUGAAGUCUCGAAGGAAGUUCUCAGCAUUUCCAUCGGUCCUAGCUGGAUGGAUGAGAUAGUCUCGUUCCUCAAGAAUGAUACGCUCCCCUCCGACAAAAAGGAGGCCCAUCGUGUACGCAGCAAAGCAGCCCACUAUUGGAUCUCUGAGAGCGGCCAACUCUACAGGAAAAGCUUCACAGGGCCAUAUCUUCGAGUCGUUCAUCCAACCGAGGGCAACGGUCAGGCCGAAGCAACAAACAAGACAGUGUGCGCUGGCAUCAAGCGUCGGUUAGACUCCAAACGAGGAAAAUGGGCCGAAGAACUGCCUCGGGUUCUCUGGGCCUACCACUCCACUCCAAGACGCUCCACUGGCCAAACUCCCUUUGCAAUGGCCUUCGGCAUGGAGGCUGUCAUUCCACUUGAAUCCAGGUUCCCAACCCUGCGCACUGAAACUUUUGAUCCACAAACCAACAAUGAUGCAGUAGCUACCGAGCUUAUUUUAGCUGAAGAAAAGCGAGACGAUGCCCAGCUCAAACUAGCUAACUAUUAG